AAAGAGAUUGCAUAUUCGCUGUUCGUUCAGUUCUCGUUGAAUGUUUCAAGAAUAUUCUUGUUUAUUUGAAAUCAAUAUAUAUAAAAGAAAAAUGAAAACGAUCGUGAUUAUUUCUGCUAUUUGCGUUUGCGUUAGUGCAAUGACACAUGAGGAAUUAAAAUCUGGAAUACAUACUCUACAGUCAAUUUGCAUGCCAGAAACUGGGGCUACUGAACAAAUAAUAAAUGAAAUUUAUGAUGGCAACAUUAAUGUAGAUGAUGAAAAUGUUCAAUCAUAUGUUGAAUGUAUGAUGAAAAAAUUUAAUAUUGUUGAUGACAAUGGAAAUUUCAACGAAGAAGUUACUAGAGAUGUUGUGAGUGCAAUUUUAGACGAAAAUGAAACUGAACAACUGAUUACCGAAUGUUCACCUAUUUCUGAUGCCAAUGUACAUAUAAAAAUUAGUAAGAUGUUACAGUGUUUUGCGAAAUAUAAAACAAUAAAUAGUGUACUAAAUUCCUAAAUGUUCAAUUAUCAAGAGCAAGAGAGAUUUAGUCAGUGUAUGGUAUAUUUAUUUUUUAUUUUAUUUGAUUACUUAUUUCAAUUAAUUAAAAUAUAUUUGAUUAUUUAAAAUAUAUUUCUAUUAUAAUAAAUCAAUAUACUAUUAUUAAAUUAAUGUAUGAUUA
Messenger RNA from Apis cerana (Asiatic honeybee), 662 nucleotides. RefSeq lists its product as uncharacterized. The record is from RefSeq and is a predicted model, not a curated record. Gene Ontology annotation, molecular function: odorant binding. Lineage: Eukaryota; Metazoa; Arthropoda; Insecta; Hymenoptera; Apidae. Gene Ontology annotation, biological process: sensory perception of smell.